Gongylonema pulchrum is the source of this 405-nucleotide messenger RNA. Lineage: Eukaryota; Metazoa; Nematoda; Chromadorea; Rhabditida; Gongylonematidae. The record is from the annotation of a GenBank genome assembly.
AUGGCAGCAAGUUUUUACCUAUCGUUUGGUCGUAGGCCUGGCCAACACGGCAAUAGCGUUUAUUUGCCUACUGAUGAGGAAGGAUUCAGCCGCCGCGGUGAUAUUCCUCCGAAGUCUAUGGGCCUCAAUAAGGGUGGAGACAAGGGCAACGAGACUGAGGAAUAUAUUGAAUCCAACUACAUGGUGGCGGCGCUCAACAACAACCAUAACCUCGUUGCCGGUGCUCGCGAAGAGGCGAAGCCAAGAAACAUUAAGAUGGGCAAAGUGGAUGGUGGUGUGGCAUCACUGACUGAUCAGUUCGCGGCAGAUAUGGGCAAAGUGGAUGGCGGUGUGGCAUCACUGACUGAUCAGUUCGCGGCAGAUGUAAGUACAAAAUGUAGUUCUUUUGUAUCAAACUGCGCUUGA